CGCAAACUGGGCGCGCGCCGCCCGCGCCCGGCGCCGGGACCCGGCAGAAAAAUCAAUAUUUAAGUCAACUUAUUUGUGAACUGUUUGGAGUGGGACUUUUCAACAUGAAUUACACAGAGUCCGGCCCAUUUGCAGAAUCAAUUGAAGCAGGUUUUAACUCUGAGUUGGGAAGUGUAACACCUGUGCCUUCCAAUGAGACCACUUGUGAGAACUGGAGAGAGGUCCAUCAUCUGGUGUUUCAUGUAGCAAACAUUUGUUUGGCAGUUGGUUUGGUGAUCCCAACCACUCUUCGCCUCCACAUGAUCCUUCUUAGAGGGAUGUUGUCUAUAGGGUGCACCCUUUAUGUAGUCUGGGCCACUCUCUACCGAUGUGCCUUGGACAUAAUGAUCUGGAACUCGGUGUUCUUGGGUAUCAAUAUUUUGCAUCUUUCAUAUCUUUUGUACAAGAAAAGACCGGUCAAGAUCGAAAAGGAGCUGGGUGGUGUCUACCACCGAUUGUUUGAACCACUCCGUGUCCCUCCCGAUUUGUUCAGAAGGCUAACUGGACAGUUUUGUAUGAUCCAGACCUUGAAAAAGGGCCAGACUUACGCCACAGAGGAUAAAACCUCAGUUGAUGAUCGUCUUAGUAUUCUCCUAAAGGGGAGAAUGAAGGUCUCCUACCGAGGACAUUUUCUGCACAACAUCUACCCCUGUGCCUUUAUCGAUUCCCCAGAGUUCAGAUCAACCCAGAUGCACAAAGGGGAAAAGUUCCAGGUCACCAUUGUUGCAGAUGAUAACUGCAGGUUUUUAUGCUGGUCAAGAGAAAGACUGACUUACUUCCUGGAGUCAGAGCCUUUUCUGUACGAAAUUUUUAGAUAUCUUAUAGGAAAAGACAUAACAAAUAAACUCUACUCACUGAAUGAUCCUACCUUAAAUGAUAAAAAAGUUAAGAAGCUGGAGCCACAGAUGAGCCUGUGCACACAGAUCACCAUGCUGGAGAUGAGGAACAGCAUCACCAGCUCCAGUGACGGCGAGGAUGGCCUCCACCACUUUCUGCGGAGCUCCUCCAGCACAUCUUCUCUCCCUGUGUCCCCCCUGCAGCAUCGAGCCCCUGCCAAGAUGAAGCCCAUAGAGGAAGGGGCAGAAGACGACGAUGACGAGGUCUUCGUGCAGGUGUCCGCUGGUACCCUUAGAACCCAUCGGUUGUACUGAUGAGCGUUUAAGUGACCAAGAUGGGUGCUUCCUGAGGAGAAGUACCACGCUCUGCCCUGACUUUUAGGUGGUUUGCUUCUGUCCUGCCGGAUGGGAAGUCGGGAAGGGCCGUGGUCGGAAAGUGUGUGCUGCUGGUCCUGGUGGUCAGCUCCUUAAGUUAGCUGAACCUUCUGACUAGGCCUUGCUCUAUUUUGAGAUACGUAUUUUCUCAGUAGAUAUAUUAAAAUUAUUUUAACUAAUCUUAUAGCUGUCAACACUAUAUGCCUUUUCACUUAUUUUUCUAAGUGUGGCUCUUUUUCUCACAUGCAUUUUUUUCUCUGUCAUGGUAAUUUAGAACGAGUUGUUCUUUUGAUCAUUUUAACAAUGUAAGUCGAAAUUGAGGCUGACAUAACAUUAAAAAUUUUACCUUUUGUUCAGUUGACUUUUUCGUGACAAAUUUUAGAGAAAGUUUGAUUUGUCUGCUUCUGUUUCCUGCCCCGAGACCAGAAGUGCCCCCCCUAGGUCAACCUUGUUUGGGUUGCAGAUUGGUUGGUAGUGACCACCCUCAUUCCUGCCUUUAUCGCGACUCUGAAGCCUGCGCCUGUAGCGGCAGUUAGGGUGAGCAUUUCUGAGCUCAGUGCCGACUAGAGCUAAAAUCAGCUUUCUGCCUUGUAAUCUGGAGCCAUCUUGGCCACAUGCUCAGCUGUGAGGAAGGAGGGGAGAUGGGCUGAGCAAGGGCUGCGGUUAGAGGACGUGAGAGAGAUAGGCUAGGGUCAUUAAAAAUCAGCUUUGCCCUUCAGUCUGUCUCUGUGAUCCCACAUUGCUCCUCUAGAAGCAGAUGUACUGAGCCAGACACAGUGGCUCACACCUGAGAUGCCAGCUCUUGGGAGGCUGAGGCAGGAGGACGGAGAAUUUGAGGUCCACCUGGGGUCCCCUAGUGAGACUUUGUCUCAAAACAACAAUAUUUUUUUAAGGGCCAGAUAGUUCCAGAGCUGUGGUCAAGAGCACAAGGCUGUGUCAAGGCUGUGCCUGACAACCAGGAGACAUAGUCUCCAUUAGCCCAUGAGAGAUGUGAUAGUGUGGAUCUCAGUUUCCAUGAAACGACUUAGCGGGCCCACACAUAAGGCUAGUUUACCGUUACUCUGGAAAUGACACCCCCCUGAGGAGACAGGACUAUCAGGUUCCACUGUGGCCGCAGUCUGCGUGUGUGGGACUCCACAGACUUUGCAACCCCAGAUGGUAGGACAGGUGACCUCCACCCAUCGGCUUGGAUCUAGUUGAUGUGUCUUGAGUGCUGGCAGUGAAACCCUUUGAAAAGCACACUGUUAAAAGUGGGUCGUCCAGAGUCAUUUACUCUUCUUGUGGCAAUGUGGGCGUAUCAGUGUAACAAAGAUCAUAAUCUCAUGGUGAGGAAUCUUCAGAGAGCCACUUAGUCUGAGUAAGAAACUUGAAACUAUGUUUAAAGCCGUACCUCCAAGGAAGACAAAGCCUUGAGAACAGGAGCCUGAAGCCAUUGAAUAGCCCUCCGGUGUAGGCUUGACUGCAGGGGAGCAGGGAAGAGAACAGAAAGAGUUCUGUUAGGUCUGUGGACGACUUUAGAUUCCUUUACACAGGUGAGCAAGUGUAUUUUUGUACAAAGCAUAAAUUAAUAGAUUAAAGGAUGUUUGUACCAGUCUCCAAAGAGAUGCUUCCUCUGAUGUUAAUGUUCAGUCAGCUCUGAGAUCAGUGUUCAGAAAAUGCUCUGCAGAAAUUAGUCUUAUCUAUAUCUCUGAUCUAUGUUUAAAUGUUGUAUGACCCUAAUAUAAUAUUUAUACAAAAAUGUAUUUGUCAUUUAGAAUAUUUUGAAAGCCCUCAGAACAUUUAUAUUUAUAAAACAGCAGAGAUAUAAUACAGAUCCGCAGUUAAAUUUCUCUAUCUUAUAUUAGUUAUAAUGGGUGCUAUGCUACCUUCUAGUGCUUCUGAAGCCCUGAUUCUCGCUGUCUCCCUGUUACAUGCUAACAGACACAGUGGCUACCCUCUGUGUGUCAGAGGCUCUCCGGUGUCUGAAGAGUUGGUGGGUUUUUUUUGCUUUGUUUUUUCUUUUUUUAACUCGGACAUCAGUCUCUGCCUCCUGAUCCCAUUAGGGCCCUAAACACGCAUUUGGAUACUGGAACCGUCUUUAGGAAAAGCUGGUGGGAUCUGCAUACUUCUGUGUCUCCAAUGUACUCAGGUUGAGGCAUGCUCUCCAGUCCGGCCCUUAGGGCUUGGUCUCCCCACAGAUCCCUGGGCUGCUGCUCCAAAGGUUCAUUUUUGAUUUUAAUUCAUUUGUUUUCAUUUCUGCAACUGCUCUGUGGAGACCUUUGAUCCUGCUUGUUUCCUUUCCCUUCCCUGGUUCCCUGAUUUCUUGUCACCAUUCUAGAGCGAUGGAACUCCCACCUCCUCUGCUCAGUCUCCAGGGUUCACAGCUCUGCUUCAGCUCUCUACCCAUAGGACAGCUCUGUCGCCGCCGCCGCCGCGGCAGCGUCCAUGUUUCCAUUGUCACAGCCCCUCAUAACACCUGGGGGACUACGACAUAGUGCAGGUGUUAUAAUGGAAGGAAACUGAGGGUAAGUGCCAUUUGUGGGUUUUCUGUUAAACUUUCGAGCUAGUUUUGAGAUGAAGGAUUUCAUGAAUGCUUUCCACAGACACAUUACAGGAAGCUUCAGGUGCCAUUUAUAUUACCAUUCACUUUAUAUUGAAGGUGUAUG
Molecule: messenger RNA, 3895 nt
Organism: Onychomys torridus (southern grasshopper mouse)
Lineage: Eukaryota; Metazoa; Chordata; Mammalia; Rodentia; Cricetidae
Gene: Popdc1
Product: blood vessel epicardial substance
Exons: 9
Coding region: 105-1190 (361 amino acids)
Cellular component (GO): sarcolemma
Molecular function (GO): cAMP binding
Source: RefSeq, a predicted model, not a curated record